UCAAAGUCGCAGGGCGGGCCGAGUGGACUUCCGCUGCUUGGCCCGGGCUUCUCGGCAGUCCUGCAGUCGCUCGCCGCUCCGCCAAGGACGCCGCCACCCGGCUGCCCGCCAGCUCUCUCGGCGCUCUCCUGAGUGGCCCCACACGACCCCGAGUGACCCGCGGGACGCCUGUACAUCCCUGGUCCCACCUGGCUGGGAUUCGGGUGAACGCGGGACAGAAUUCACCUGGCGGGUCCCCAGCAAACCUGAAAUCUUGUGUCUCGCUUGAGCGAGGGACUCGGCUGGGACUCGGGAGAAGGAGGUGCGGCGGGGCUGUUGACGCCACGUGAGUAGGAUGCUGAUUACACCGCUCAACUGGUAGACAACCUCCGAAGCGUUGCUUUAGAUUUGUUUUCCCGCACAACGAGCUUUGUGCCUUUUUAGGAAAAGUAAAGGUGGUGAAAGCGUCAAACAAAUUGUAUCCAAAUGGCCACAGAAAUCGACUUUCUGCGAGAUCAGAAUCAAAGGCUAAACGAAGUUCUUAGACGGUAUCAAAUGGAAAAUUUUUUCAAAUAUUCAUCGGUACAGAAAUCUGUCUUCAAAGGAGUUGCAGGUGACACAGUAGAAAACUCAGUAGUUGACCAAAGCUUUUUAGUUCCUCUUAUUACUGAGUAUGAUAAGCAUCUGGAAGAGCUAAAUGGGCAGCUGAAAUAUUAUCAGAAACAGAUGGGUGAGAUGAAACUACAACUUGAAAAUGUCAUCAAGGAAAAUGAAAGGUUGCACAGUGAAUUAAAAGAUGCUGUUGAAAAGCAAUUGGAAGCCAUUCCCUUUGGCACAGAGAUGGGAAAUGAGAUAUGUACAGAUGAUGAAACAGUCAGGAAUCUUCAAGAACAACUACAACUGGCCAAUCAAGAAAAAACUCAGGCUGUAGAACUCUGGCAGACUGUUUCUCAGGAGCUGGACAGACUACAGAAACUUUACCAGGAACAUAUGACUGAGGCCCAGAUUCAUGUAGUUGAAAGUCAAAAACAAAAGGAUCAGCUGACCAAUUUUCAACAACUGACCAAGCAACUUCAUGUAACUAAUGAGACCACAGAAAUGACUAAUCAACACUUUUUGAAAACAGUAACUGAACAAAAUGUGGAAAUCGAGCAACUCCGAAAACAACUUAGGCAAGCCAAGUUAGAUCUGAGAGUUGCAGCAGCAAAAGUGGAAGAGUUAACUAAAGUGACGGAAGAUCUUCAAGGACAGAUGCAAAAGAAGGAGGAGGAUAUGGUGUCUGCCCAAGGAAGAGAGGAAGCAUCAGAUAGGCGCUUACAGCAAUUACAAUCUAGUAUAAAACAAUCAGAAACAAGGUUAUGUGUGACAAUCCAAGAAGCUACCCAAUUAAGAGCAGAAAAAAUACAUUUGGAAAAACAGACCAGAGACUUACAAGCAAAGUGCUAUGAAUUAGAAAAUGAGAAAUACGAAGCUAUUGUAAGAGCCAGAAAUAGCAUGCAACUCCUGGAAGAAGCUAACCUUCAAAAAAAUCGGGCUCUGCUUGAGGAGAAGCAAAAAGAAGAAGAUAUAGAGAAAAUGAAAGAAACCGUUUCUCGGCUUGUGCAAGAUGCUGCCAUAAGAACCAGGAAGGAAGUUGCAAAUACAAGAAAACAAUAUAAUGUACAGAUUUCUCGACUAACAGAAGAACUUUCAGCCCUUCAAAUGGAGUGUGCUGAAAAACAAGGCCAAAUUGAACGAGGCAUUAGGGAGAAAAAAGCAGUGGAAGAAGAACUAGAAAAGAUUUACCUUGAAGGCAGAAUAAAUGAAAAUGAUUACAGAAAACUAGAAGAAAUGCACCAAAGAUGCCUGGUUGCAGAACGUUCAAAAGAUGAUCUUCAGCUAAGACUUAAGACAGCAGAAAAUAAAAUCAAACAACUUGAAAUAAAUUCCUCGGAAGAGAUAUCACGUUGCCAAGAAAUGAUUCAGAAACUUCAAAAUGUAUUGGAGUCUGAGAGAGAGAACUGUGGAUUUGUCAGUGAACAAAGGCUGAAACUUCAGCAGGAAAAUGAACAGUUACAGAAACAGACUGAGGAUUUAAGAAAGAUUGCUCUCGAGGCUCAAAAAAAAGCCAAAUUAAAGAUCAGUACGAUGGAGCAUGAAUUUUCAAUAAAGGAACAUGGGUUUGAAGUUCAGUUAAGAGAGAUGGAAGACAGUAAUCGAAAUUCCACGGUUGAACUGAGGCAUCUCUUAGCCACUCAGCAGAAGGCAGCCUGUAGGUGGAAAGAAGAAAUGAAGAAACUCACUGAGAGUGCGGAAAUUAGAAUCAGUAGUCUAAAGAGUGAGCUGAAUCGACAGAAACUUCAUACCCAAGAGCUGCUUUCUCAGCUGGAAAUGGCAAAUGAAAAGGUAGUUGAGAAUGAAAAGUUGAUUCUAGAGCAUCAAGAAAAAUCCAACAGACUUCAGAAACGACUGAGUGAGGCGGAACAGAGGGCUGCUUCAGCCUCCCAGCAGCUCAGUGCGAUUACAGUACAGAGAAGAAAAGCAGCCUCCAUGAUGAAUCUGGAAAAUAUUUAAAAAUAUUCAUAGUUCACUCACAGAACUUUAUACUUGGGAAAGCUGUUGGACUAGAAGUUUAUUAAAAUGGUAAAACCUGCAUAGAAUGGUUAAGGCUUGCGUCGUUUUGCAUAAGCAUUUUCCAUUCUGUUUUGAGGGUUAUUGGAAAACAGAACAGCUUCCUGUAAGUAAAGAAAAGGUAAUCCUAUAUUGAGCUUCAGUAGAGAAUAAAGCCAGCUGGGAAGAACUCAUUGCCUUCAUCAACGUGUCUAUUUUUUAAUUCCUCCUUUUUCCCUUGGAAGAGCGUAACAGUUUUCAAACUAUGCUAAUCAUGAGAAAGAGUUUUAAGAAAUUGCUUGAAUUUUAAUAUUUCAGGUUCCAGAAUUUGAGAAUUUUACAUCUGUUACUCGUAACUCAUUUUUAAAGUUCCCAAGUAUCCGUUUUAUUAUUAACUCACAUGUAAUAAAUUAUGCACUUUCUAAAAUGAUGCUGUCAUGUAUUUUAUUUAUUUUUUUUAAUUAUAAAUUUAUUUAUUUUUUACUUAUUUGGUUGCAUUGGGUCUUCGUUGCUGCACGCAGGCUUUCUCUAGUUGCAGCUAGCGAGGGCUACUCUGCCGUGCGCAGGCUUCUCGUUGCAGUGGCUUCUCUUGUUGCAGAGCAUGGGCUCUAGGCGCACGGGCUUCAGUAGUUGCGGUGCGUGGGCUCAG
Molecule: messenger RNA, 3217 nt
Organism: Globicephala melas (long-finned pilot whale)
Lineage: Eukaryota; Metazoa; Chordata; Mammalia; Artiodactyla; Delphinidae
Gene: SCLT1
Product: sodium channel and clathrin linker 1
Biological process (GO): clustering of voltage-gated sodium channels; cilium assembly
Cellular component (GO): centriole
Source: RefSeq, a predicted model, not a curated record